Molecule: messenger RNA, 2698 nt
Organism: Prorocentrum cordatum
Lineage: Eukaryota; Dinophyceae; Prorocentrales; Prorocentraceae
Source: the annotation of a GenBank genome assembly
CGGCCGACGACGCCGCCAAAACGCCCCAAGAGCGCCUCCAGAGGUUCCGUAGCCAUUUUGGCUCAAGCAGGGGCCUCGAAGCUUGCAGCGGGUGGCCGCCAGCCUGCCAGAAGGCACCCCGCCAAUCAUGCUCAGCCCGCGCGCGAGGUCUCAAGACAUGGAGGGGCCUCUCGCCGCACAGGGGAAGGGCAAGGUGGAGUGCCUCGGACCGCACGUGCCCAGCUCGGCCCCCACGCGCUGCCCCACGCUCGACGACUUGCUCACGCUCGACGACGACCAGGACGCCGAUGCGCACCAGGAGGACUGGGGCGUCGCUGCGCUUUCGAGGGGCGGCGACGAGCCGGCGCUCCUCAAGACGGCGCUCUUCGAGACCGUGCCCGUCAGGGACGAGCGCCCCGGGAGGGGCUCUGCGAUGCCAGCGCCCCCGCCGAGGCGCCUCCGGUCCGAGGCGUACUGGGAGCUGAAGGCUGCCGCCGCGCGGCGGUUGGCGUGCUCGCCUUGGGAGGUGGGCGUGCGGCCGCGUUGCCCGCGCGUCGACGAAGGCGGCUGCCUCGGGCCCGCGGCGGCCGCGCCGGCGGCAGCGGAGGGCGCCGAAGGCGAGGGCCCGGCGGCGGCCGAGCCCCCAGCAGCAGGAGCCGCCCAGGGCGGAGGCGCCGAGGGCGGCCCCAGGAGCUGGGCGGGCGCCAUCUCAAGGGAGUUGCGCCGCGGGGCGCUCGUGCCGGUUGUUGCGCCUCUGGCCUCGCCGCCGGCUGCGCCGCCGCGGUCGCCCUCCGCAGCAGUCGGUGCCGCCCUGAGGUCGCGUGGCCGGUCGUACCACCCUUCUAGGGGUUGCUAGGAGCCGCUAGUCAGUGUCAAGUUUUACGUCUUCCCGACUCCGGUUCCCAUCCUUGUGGCGGCCCUCAACCCAGGUGCUGGGGCGUUCUGACUAAAAUGCCCAUAUGAGGUUGCGGCACGUUCUGACUAAAAUGGCCAUGUGAGGUUGCGGUACGGGCCAAGGCCCGCCCUCUUCUUCAUACAGUGUGCAAGCAGUCCCUGGCAGGAUUGGGAGCACGUGCGCGGUGAUGAGAAAAACAAUUUGAGGUUGCCACUACAGGGUUAGCCUCCACACAAUUGGGACUGGGGUUCCAAACGCCCGCCCAGAUUCGCGUGGCUGGUCGUGCCACCUUGCUGUGAUUUGCUAGGAGCCGCUGGUCAUUGCAAGCAGUUGGGAGCGAACUUCAACGGCUAGCGGCUCCAAGACCAAGCCAUGCACUUUUUUUUUUUUGCGCUCUCGGCCGUCUGCAGGCCAAUUGGCGCCCCCCGACCCGCGUGCUGGGAUGUACAUUCGAGGUUUCUUUGUCGCUCCCCAGGCCCCAGCGUGCCUAGGAAGCCCUGCUUUGCAGACAUCCCAGCACAGUUCGGAGCCGAGCCUCUCACCAGCUCCCCAGCUAGUCGCGCCGGGCUGUACGUAGAAGUCCAGGUUGUGAGUAAUGUUGUAGUGUCGCUUGGCGUGUUGGAGGCACGCGGGCCAUCGCACUGUUCAGUGUUGGUACUGCAUGGCUCGUGCGCUUUGGGCACGGGGUCGUAUCCAGCUGAAGCGCUCACAUCCGUGGACUGAGUAGGCGCGCCAAAAAGAACACAGUCUAACUGGACGUAGCCAGCAGUUUGGGCCAAGGCCCGCCCUCUCCUUCAUACAGCGUGCAAGCAGUCCCUGGCAGGAUUGGGAGCACGUGCGCGGUGAUGAGAAAAACAAUUUGAGGUUGCCACUACAGGGUUAGCCUCCGCACAAAUGGGACUGGGGUUCCAAACGCCCGCCCAGAUUCGCGUGGCUGGUCGUGCCACCUUGCUGUGAGUUGCUAGGAGCCGCUGGUCACUGCAAGCAGUUGGGAGCGAACUUCCGGACUGCCGGUGCAACCGCCAGCGGCUCCGAGACCAAGCCGUGCCAUUGCUCUUUUUCUUUCGCUCUUGGCCGCCUGCAGGCCACGUGGCGCCCCCCUCACCCGCGUGCUGGGACGCUCUGACUGGGAGGAGGAGUGCCCGUUUUGAGGUUGCCGACGCUGCGGCAGCCUCCACGCAGCAGCGCUGGCGAGUGGGCCCUCGUGCCCGCCCAGCGUCCAUGCCGCUCGGCGCCGAGCGCCGAGGCCCGGACCCGCUGCGCCCGCGACGGUGCCCCUUCACCGGGGCCUUUGGCCGCGCGCCAUCCUCAAAGCCUCAAGGCCUCCGCCGUCUACUACUACUGAGAGGGACGACGUGGGGGAGGACGAGUUUUAUUCUCAGCCGAGAGCUUCGGGGGACGGGGGUGAGCAGCAUGAAAGACCCUCUGCGGUUACCUGUCUCCCCUGCCUUCCAAUCGCUGGGGGCGUCCUCGCGACUUGGCACAUUCCCAACGGCUGUCUUGAUGCAGACGUCGCUGUCCAAGAACAUCGGCAGAGUCUAUCGAGAAGGCCUAGUUCGAGUUGUUCCCAGUGCCUACGCACUCGGGUAGGCACGCCAGGUGAGAGGCACGAGGCCCUCUAGGUCAGCCCGCUUUUUCGCAGCAUGGUUGCGUAUUUAGGAGCUGGACCUUGCAGCCGUUGCCUUCAGAUCAGGUGGGAUUCCCUGCCGCGGAGAGCUACGCUGCAGGAUUGAGCCACACCGCCGUGCAACUGUAUACAGUCCGCAUCGCUAGACAUACAAAAAAAACACCUUCAGAGGCCCCUCCAAAGGGCCCCAGAAGCCG